Molecule: messenger RNA, 516 nt
Organism: Phytophthora infestans T30-4
Lineage: Eukaryota; Oomycota; Peronosporomycetes; Peronosporales; Peronosporaceae
Exons: 2
Coding region: 205-414 (69 amino acids)
Source: RefSeq, a predicted model, not a curated record
CCGAUUUCACACGCUACAGGAAGUAACUCCAAUCGUGUGUGGAAUAUAACCUCACGCUAUCGCUGGCGUCCUGAACAGCGGCACAUUUUGAAAGUACGAAGCAGCGAAAGAAAAUCGAGGAUGGGUUACAGCAUUCCGGACUCGCCACGCGGAAAGACUGACGCCGGUACACAGUUUGCGGAGCCAACGCUCCCGCCGUCGAGAAUGGGGCUUCGUGAAGGUUUCCAACAGUCGAUCGCUGCCCGUCGUCGGAACGCGAUCGUGCCGGGCUCUUUGUCGUUCGACGCGAUGGGAUCUCCUCGCUCACCCUUCAUCUUCCUGAGCCAGGAGAACCGCAGAGCUCUCGCUCAGCGUCAGGAACAAGAAGAGCAACAGUCAGGUCGGGAGGACGCACCCAUUGUUGCAAUGCCGUGAACGUCGGAACGUCCACAUCUUCGUGAGACGUGGUGUCCAAGCGGGAUUAACUGUUAACGGAUUUCGAUGAAUUUGUAAAUAUAUAGCUGCCAUUUCAACCAA